AAAGCUGCCCCAGCCUUAAAAGGUCCUGACGGUGUCUUGUGCAUUCUGCCGAGUGGCAGCAUUAUUUUUGUUCUGUGGACUGCCGUCCUGUCCACUGCCCCUCACCCUGCUGCUUUGCCCGGAUCUGGACUUGCUUUAGCUACUUUUUUGGAAUAACACACCUUUUCUCAUAUUGUCAACGAUUCGUGGAUUGGUGGAUUUUUAUUUGAGAGCUGUUAAAGUAAAGGACAAUCUGACAUUAUAAGUUGGCGGAGUGGGCCUGCAGGAUGUCAGGAGCGUUACAAGUGUCGCAGAAGCAGAAACUGCAGGUGCAGCACCAUCAGCAUCAGCAUCAGGAGCAUCAGCAGCAGCAGCAAUAUCACUAUGAGAGCAGCUGUUACCUGAGCUCCAAGUCGUCUGUUAGCACGCAGGCGUUCGCCACUUACAAGACCAGCAGCCAUCGCCUGAAGACCUCUGUGAAGACAGAGAAGGGGCAGGAGGUGGUUAAACUGAGCCCGCUACCCAAGAGAGCCAAACGCACCUACCUGGCAAUGGACACAGAUAAAGAGGUUAUCGGCUACGUCGUCCCCGUAUUUAGAGCCAAUCAUGAUACAGUUCGGGGUCUGUUGGAGGCUCAGGAUGAGGAGACGAUCGAGGAGGGCAUUCACUAUGUGGCCAUGAGAAACCUGUUUGUCAGGGAGGCCAAGGAGGCUAUGCAGGUGAAAGUGGAGAAGAAAACCAGGUCGAAGCAUGUGAGGGAAUCGGCCGAACGCCUGGAAAUGGGCAGAGUGAUGGAGGAGUGGUCUGAAUUUAGGAAGAAAAUGAACCCAGACAGCCUGACACACCCUCCAGAGUUCAUCGUCAAGCCCCGUGGACAGACUGUGUGGGAGGGCAGGAGCGUCAAACUGCACUGCACCGUGGCCGGGUGGCCCAAACCCAGGAUCACUUGGUACAAAAACAACGUGCUCAUUGACGCCAAGGCCCACCCAGAGAAAUACACAACAGAGAGCAACUACAACAUGCACUCCCUGGAGAUCAAGAACUGUGACUUUUUCGACACUGCUCAGUAUUACGCCUCUGCACUCAAUGUGAAAGGGGAAUCUUCCUCUGUGGCAACCAUUGUUGUUAAAAGGUUCCAGGAAGGUGAGGAAGCAGGUCCUCUUGAUCCCAAACCACAUGGUUUCAGCCCUGAACAUGGUGUUACCUUUGAGACGACCAUCAUUGACAAAUUCGAGGUGGCCUUUGGCCGCGAGGGCGAGACACUGAGCCUGGGCUGCACUGUCAUCGUUUAUCCCACUGUGAAAAAAUACCAGCCUGAAAUCCAGUGGUACAGAGACUCUGUGGCCUUGAAGCCCUCCAAGUGGGUGCACACCCACUGGUCUGGGAACCGUGCCACUCUCACUCUCAUCCACCUCAACAAGGAAGACGAGGGCAUGUACACCCUGCGUGUGAACACCAAAUCUGGCUUUGACGCCUACUCUGCUUAUGUGUUUGUCAAAGAUGCUGAUGUGGAGGUGGAGGGGGUUCCCGUGGCCCCUUUGGAUGUGCGCUGUCAUGAUGCCAAUAAGGACUAUGUGGUGGUGACCUGGAAGCAGCCAGCGGUGGAGGGCAGCAGCUCCAUCCUGGGAUACUAUAUCGAUAGGUGUGAGGUGGGCACCCACCACUGGGCUCAGUGUAAUGACACCCCAGUCAAAUAUGCCCGCUUCCCUGUCACAGGACUGGUGGAGGGCCGAUCUUACGUUUUUAGAGUGAGGGCCUUGAACAAAGCAGGAGUGAGCCGUCCAUCCCGUGUCUCUGAGGCGGUGGUCGCCAUGGAUCCCGCCGACAGAGCCCGACUUAGAGCUGGACCCUCCGCUCCUUUCACUGGAAUGAUCAAAUUCACAGAGGAGGAUCCCACUGUGGGCGUGGUCCCUGGAGAACCAACUGAUGUUGUGGUUACUGAGGCAACCAAGAGCUACGUGGUGCUGGCAUGGAAGCCCCCAGUCCAGAGGGGUCAUGAGGGCGUCAUGUAUUUCAUUGAGAAGUGUAUGUCAGGAACAGAAACCUGGCAGAGAGUGAACACUGGUAUGCCCGUCAAGUCCCCCCGCUUUGCCCUGUUUGAUUUGGCAGAGGGUAAAUCUUACAACUUCCGUGUGCGCUGCUGUAACUCUGCUGGCGUGGGUGAGCCUUCUGAGCCUACAGGAGAGACCGUCGUCGGAGAUAAACUGGACCUGCCCUCAGCUCCAGGCAGCCCAGUGGUCACCAGAAACAGUAGCACCUCUGUGGUAGUUUCCUGGGCCGCCUCUAAAGAUGUGAAACACUUGGCUGGAUACUAUAUUGAAUGUAGUGAGGUGGGCACUAACGUCUGGGUGCCCUGCAAUAACAAACCAGUGAAGACAACCAGGUUUGUGUGCCAUGGCCUGAGCAGGGGCGCAAACUAUGUGUUUAAAGUCAAGGCUGUCAAUGCUGCUGGAUACAGCCAGGACUCGGCCAACUCUGAUGCUGUGGUUGUGCAGCCUGCCAUUGCCAUCCCCAGCAAGCCCACUGGUGUGACCCUCCUGGAGGCUGUCAAGGAUUACAUGGUUCUGGGCUGGAACGAGCCUGGUGAUAAUGGAGGAGCUGAUGUCAGGGGUUACUUUGUGGACUACAGGACUGUGAAAGGAAGUGUUUUUGGAAAAUGGCAUGAAAUGAACCACCAGGCAGUGACAUCUUGCACAUAUAAAGCUGAGAACCUGAAGGAGAACGUCCUCUACCAGUUCCAGGUGCGUGCCAUGAACAUGGCUGGUGUGAGCACAGCGUCUCUGCCCAGUUCAUCUCUGGAGUGUAAGGAAUGGACCAUCACUGUGCCAGGAGCUCCUGUUGGCCUUCAUGUGCUGGAGGUCCGUGACACUUCCGUUGUGGUCCUGUGGGAACCACCUGUAUUUGAUGGUCGCAGCCCAGUCAAUGGCUACUAUUUGGAUCUCAAGGAAGCCUCCACUGGAGAUGAAGGCUGGAAAGGUGUUCACGAGAAGGUCAACACGAAGAAAUACAUAAAAGUGACGAGUCUGAAGCCCGGCACAUCCUACGUUUUCCGUGUGCGUGCUCAAAAUCUUGCCGGAGUUGGAAAGCCCUCGGCUAACUUGGGUCCAAUCCUGGCCCAGACUCGUCCUGGAACUAAGGAGAUUAUUGUGGAUGUUGAUGACAAUGGAGUCAUUUCUAUGAUCUUUGAAUGCUCUGAGAUGAAUGAGGGCUCUGAGUUUGUUUGGUCCAAGAACUACCAGGCCAUCACAGACAGCUCUCGUCUCACGUUUGUCAAUGAAAAGGGCAGAUCCAGAGCUAUCUUUAACAGUCCAUCCCUGGAGGAUUUGGGAACCUUCUCUUGUGUUGUCACUAACACUGAUGGCAUCUCCUCCAGCUACACACUCACCGAGGAGGGUCUCAAGCGUCUUCUGGAUCUCAGCCAUGAGCACAAGUUCCCUGUUAUUCCCUUUAAGAAUGACAUGGCCAUGGAGUUGCUUGAGAAGGGUUGCGUGAGAUUCUGGUGCCAGGUGGAGAAGUUCACCCCUGCCCUCCAAGUGGAGUACGUCUUUAAUGAUGCCAUCAUUACUCAGGGAAAGAAAUACACAAUGAAUUUUGACAAAUCCAACGGCAUCAUUGAAAUGUUCAUGGAUUCUCUGGAGGUCACUGACGAGGGAACGUUCACCUUUAACCUGGUGGACGGCAAGGCUAAGGGCACCACCAGUCUGGUACUCAUUGGAGAUGAGUUCAGAGAGCUUCAAAAGAAAUCAGAAUUUGAGAGAGCAGAAUGGGUCAGGAAACAAGGUCCUCACUUUGUCGAGUACCUUGACUUUGCCGUGACUCAAGAAUGCGAUGUGUUGUUGAAAUGCAAGAUAGGAAACAUCAAAAAAGAGACAGAGAUCACCUGGUCCAAGGAUAGCAUCGAGAUUGCAGAGGAUGAUGAGGAUGCCGCGAAAAUCGAGAGAACGGAUGGCGACCUGACCUUUAAUAUCGGAAAGUGGGUUAGCAAGCAAGAGAAAGCGAAAAAGGCAGAAAAAGCAGAGAAAGAGAGGAAAAAGCCAUCUGCAGAGGAAGUUCCCGCGCCACCAAGACCCAAAAUAAGCAAGACGGACGCAGGUAUUUACGAGGUGUUCCUUCAAGAUGAAAGAGGCAAAGAUAAGAGCAUCUUCAAUCUGACAGAUGCAGGAUACCAAGCUGUAAUGAAUGAGCUGUUCAGGGUUAUUGCCAACUCCUCCACUGAAAUCCAGGUCACCAGCACUGAACAUGGCAUCAUCCUCUAUUCGGACGUCAAAUACUACACUGAUGAACUCCGUGUUGGUUGGCUUUUCAAAGAUGCAAAGAUCGCUGCUUCAGAGAGAGUUAAGGCUGGAGUCACAGGAGAGCAGCUUUGGCUCAAGAUCAAUGAGCCCACGGAGAAGGACAAGGGCAAAUACACCAUGGACAUCUUUGAUGGCAAGGACGGUGUGAAGAGGGUCUUUGAGCUGACCGGCAAAGCAUGGGAAGAGGCAUUUGAGGAAUUCCAGAGGCUCAAGGCGGCAGCAAUUGCAGAGAGAAAUCGUGCUCGUGUUGUUGGAGGUCUGCCAGAUGUGGUUGCUAUCCAAGAGGGCAAGUCCCUGAACCUGACUGGCAAUGUUUGGGGUGAGCCGACACCUGAGGUAAGCUGGAUGAAGAAUGACAAGGAGCUGGUAUCAGACGACCGCUACAAACUCAAGUUCGAGGCCGGAAAGUUUGCCAGCAUCACAAUUGCCGCUGUAACUACGGCUGACUCUGGCAAAUACGCUCUCAUUGUCAAAAACAAGUAUGGCACAGAAGCUGGCGUGUUCACCGUCAGUGUGUACAACCCAGACGAUGAAGAAGCCAAGGAGGAGAAGAAAGGCUAAAGGAUAGAGCAGUGUAAUGAAGUGGAGUGGUAAAGAUGAACAACUGGGCUUUCUCCAAAGCAUUUUACCCCGGCACAUGCCGGUGCAACAAAGCAGUCUAAAUAAAUGUUGAAUACAGCUGCUUCUUCCUGCGUGUUUCAUGUGCUGGGCUAAAGAGCUUUGGGCAAUGCUUGUCAAGAAAGCAAACAACAAACGUGAUAGAGGAUUAUUCUGUGCUUGUGUUGCUCAGUAUGCAUUGUCACUACUCGCCUCAAUCAGCAGUUAAUGUAAUGUAUUAUAACAGCAGAUGGUUGUCUUGUGAUUAACCUUUGUUUUAAAACGGUGCUGAGGCCAAAAAAAAAAAAAAAAAUCCCUUAGCCUCUAUUUUCUUAUUUUACAGUAUUUACUUUGGGUAACCUUUGACCUCUCAAA
This is a messenger RNA of Sphaeramia orbicularis (orbiculate cardinalfish), 5246 nucleotides long. RefSeq names its product myomesin 1a (skelemin) (gene myom1a). Gene Ontology annotation, molecular function: kinase binding. Gene Ontology annotation, biological process: sarcomere organization. Bases 267 to 4835 code for a protein of 1522 amino acids. The transcript is spliced from 38 exons. The record is from RefSeq and is a predicted model, not a curated record. Gene Ontology annotation, cellular component: M band. NCBI's taxonomy places the organism in Eukaryota, Metazoa, Chordata, Actinopteri, Kurtiformes, Apogonidae.